Messenger RNA from Striga asiatica, 540 nucleotides. NCBI's taxonomy places the organism in Eukaryota, Viridiplantae, Streptophyta, Magnoliopsida, Lamiales, Orobanchaceae. The record is from the annotation of a GenBank genome assembly.
AUGAGGGCCCCCCCAAAGUUUGACGGCAGUGAUAACGGAUUGAUUAACGGCCCUCGUUCGACCCCAUUGAGAAUCCACCGUCAUUCUCACGCCAUCCACAAAUCCUCUUCCUUACCCGCCCUUUCACUCUCUCCCGCCAAGCCCAAGCCCAAGCCCGUGAUAAUCUACACAAAGUCCCCAAAGAUUAUCCACACGCACGCCCACGAUUUUAUGGCUCUCGUCCAGAAGCUCACGGGCCUCCACCGGGCCGAGGAUGACCAAUCGGACAACAAGGAUUGUGCCAAUAAUAAUAAGAAUAUAUUCAAAGGGGGUGUUUGCAAUUAUGAAAAUUCCGGAUAUGAUGACGAGAAGGAUAAUAGUAAAAGUAAUGAUAAUAGUAUGAUUAAUAAUAGCCCAUACUUGACGGACGUGACGUAUUUAAACCCGAGCUCUAGCGAUUUAUUUUGUUCGUCAAUGUCAAGGAUUAGCCCGAUGAUUCAAGGGCCUGGCCCAAUAACUCCAUCGUUGAUGGAUUACGUGAAAUGGUUACCGGAUUAUUGA